Messenger RNA from Huiozyma naganishii CBS 8797, 2256 nucleotides. It is a transcript of the gene CVM1, whose product is annotated as Cvm1p. The transcript has a single exon. The record is from RefSeq and is a predicted model, not a curated record. The coding region runs from base 1 to 2256 and encodes 751 amino acids. NCBI's taxonomy places the organism in Eukaryota, Fungi, Ascomycota, Saccharomycetes, Saccharomycetales, Saccharomycetaceae.
AUGGCUGACCAGGGACAUUGGUACUCGCGAUGGUGGUACGGCGGUAGAGGUGCCGCUGGUGCACGGGGCGGUUUAUUUCCGCCCGUGACCGUGGACGAUACGACGAGGUACUCGCAGUUGCAGGGGGAGCAGAUCGAGUACUUGGAGCAGCAGGCGAGAGAGCAGAUCCAUGCCCGUGGCAGUUCGUGGUGCUGGUACGAGGAUCUGUCUUGUGUGAGUAGUGAUCCGGAGGAGUGGACGAAACAGCCCGGGGUCGCAGCGGUGUUUGGAACCGGGUCCGGGAGAUGCCCACUCCCGCUGCCGUCAUACCCGAUGGACCUACAUGCUGGACACCAGGUCUACAUUCGGGACUCGCUGUUGCUCCCUGGCGAUGGCCCAGAGCAGUACCUGCACACCAUGCCCCUGACGACGCGGAUCGCAAAUGCAGUAAAGGAGUACUAUCACUUCAGGAACGAGACGCAUCUUUAUUUGAACAGCAAGUUUGCUGAACCUCCCGUGGACCCUGUACCGUUUGCUGACGAUCUUGGUAACGAAGACAACGAUGGUGUAGACGGUAACGAGGAUGACGUGGUUAUUGAGAAGACGGUCAUUAUAUCAAUGGUCGGAUGGCUCCCGGAUAAAUACGAGAAAUACUCACUCAAGGAGCAAAGAACCGCACAGUACUUGUCCAAGAAAUUAGCAUGCGAGAUAAGAGAUAGUCCAAUAUCAAGUUACCGUGUUAAGGAGAGACAGAUUUUUAGCUUAUCCUUUGAAUGUCCCUUAGAUACAAAGCAACAGGAGGAUGUCUUGGAAGAGUGUAAAUUCCUCUUACAACAUUGGGAACAUAUCCUCCAGGGGGCACAUAACAUAUACUUUAUUGGUGUCUACCAUAGUGUGCCCCUGGCAAUUGAGUUAUGCUACUACAUAAUGAGAGGUUGCGACAAAUACGGACUUGAUAGACAAACUGUUCGCAUUGGCUUACUGAGCAUCAAUUCGUGCCUACAAGGUUACAGAUUUUGGGAUCACAGUGUGGAUCCACAGGCGACAGAGGGAAGAGACACAACCAGUGGAACCAACGAUAACGCUCUUGAGUUAGAUUAUGCCCGGUUAGAACAAGCGAAGGAGAAACAACUGUUCGCAGGUUUAACCAAAGAGGAGUCCGAUUUGUUGUCUCGAAUCAAGGGGUACAGCGAUAUGGACUCGAAACAGUCAAGACGAAUACAGCAACUAUUUGACUGGCUUUGCUUUUUUUGCCCCCGUGUGAGGAUCAAUCUGGUCAGUUCCGUUUACGACAACUUUAUGACAAUGACGCAGAAAUUGGCCAUGGAUUAUUUCCAUCCAAAGAUUAUUAGAAACCUGUGGUGCCAUUCCACGUACUUGGACAUGAACACUAGGGAGCCCCGGGAGCAGAAUUUUCCGGAUUUCCACAUCAAGACGCCCAAAUUUGAGUUUGAGGUAAACGUCCCCCGAUCGCGGCUGUUCGAGAUCGAGCUGUUGAACGAGCUGUUGCUGAUGAUAAACUUGGGGAAAGUGGAGUUUGUGCCGAUCUUCAAACUGAUCAGCCCCUACUUCAUAUCGCGGUCCUUUAACGAGAACACGCUGGCGCUCAGCAUAAAGAAGAGUCGUCAGAACCACUUGAAAAUCUGGAUGCAAGAGAUGUCUCUGAAAUGGGCCGGUGAGGAAUCCGUGACCGACGGAGGUCUACCAAGAACAGCAGACACGGUUCAUAACCUUCUGGAGUACGUCAACUACCAGACACUCAAAGCACCGGACUUGGUCCAGAUAUACAGCGACAUCUACGACGACAACGACGUAUACCGGAAUUUCGUCAAGUGUACGCAGGCAACGCGCACGCCAACGACACAGCGCCACGUCUCUCUGCUACACAACCGAACCACGCAAGAGAGCAUCCUCAACGCGGCCAACCAGUACGACCUCGUAUGGAAACUUCACGAGACUCUCACGAAACUGUCCACUGUCAGAAAUUUGCCGGUCCAGCCACCGCCUACUACGAUCUCUUUCAAAGUCACCUGGGCGCACGAUAAGGCAGCAGAUAGUGAGGGGAAAUAUCCACAGGCAAGACACACGCCCACGGCAGCCACAGUAUUCCACAGAGACGCACGAGAGUCGCUUGCGAGGGUCGUUCGCCUAUGGAAUACAUACCAGCUCUGGGACCCGCAGACGCGCGGGCUCAUCCAGCUGAAAAGGAUAUUCAGCGUGCUCGCAACCUACAGCUCCGCGGACCAACUCAUCGCAGACCUUCAGCAGUCCAGCUGA